Molecule: messenger RNA, 1470 nt
Organism: Glarea lozoyensis ATCC 20868
Lineage: Eukaryota; Fungi; Ascomycota; Leotiomycetes; Helotiales; Helotiaceae
Exons: 4
Coding region: 1-1470 (489 amino acids)
Molecular function (GO): protein binding
Source: RefSeq, a predicted model, not a curated record
AUGGCAUCUACUUCCAAUAUCAUUCCCUCCCCAGCCGAGACUUGCCACAUACGCGACCUACCAAACGAGCUCCUCUGUCAUAUAUUCGACUACCUCGACGCCUCCAAGCCCUCCGAUUUUGGCCUCGAUGACGAACCUACCUUUGCCGUGACCGAUUCAAACACCGCAAACCUCAAAUCAAUAUCACAAGUCACAAAGGCAUGGAGGAGUUUGGUCAUCCCAACACUGUUCAGACAUGCCCGCCUCGUAGUUUCCGACCCAGAAACCAAAAGACCGCUCUUAAACGACCAUAUUGCACCCUUCUUGGCUUUCGCAACCCGAAAUUCCUUGCGGAAAUAUAUCACUAGUUUUGUCUUGCUAGUACGUGAUAAGAAGAUUGCACAUCUUACGAAUGGCGAGUAUAGGUUAAGCGGCUUCGCGUCGGUUUGGGAUACUAUUUUUAAGGUUAUUGAUCCGAGUGAGCUUCUUGUUGUUGCGCAUCCGGCGUCUCUGGGGCCACUUGCUGCAUGCAAUGUGUAUCUUUCGGAUGCGUGGAAUUUUGAUUGUCCUUGUCAUUAUUUGCGGCUUCGGAGGCCUGCUAUGCCAGUAGGUAGUCCUGCCGCGAAGGCUGCAAACUUUGUAAAUGACCAGGCCGAUUUUGGUCGUGAAGAUCUUGAUCAGAUGAUGGACGAUCUAACGGUAGACAAAGCGAGUCCUAACGCGGCAGGUCUUGAAAUCAGUCUCGCAGCUGGGGAUGCAAAUGUGCAAGAGCAUGAUGCAGAGCCGUGGGAGCUGACUCGUGCCAAAUCUUCCCCUUUAUUCGAUAUUCGUCCCUGGACUUCCUUCUUACUCAACGAAGGCUCUUUCAUCAGAGCAUACGCUACAUAUGAGUUCUGGCUACGGCAAGCACCCUCGAUCCUAUCAGAUCUUGUGGGUGCAGAACAAGCCGAGCACAAAUCCUUUAUCAGCCCUACGAUAAGUGACAUGUCUUAUAUCGGCAUAUUCCCAAUGGAAAGACAUUUUCGGAGUUUGACAGAUAAUCUGCCUAGACUUGAUAAGCUGUUUGUUCAGCUUGUACCUAGAAACGAUAUCCUGAAUCAAGCGAGCAAGAUGGUGCAAGUUGAAGCAGAGGAUCUGUGGAUGGAAAGAAAUUCUUGUUAUGCCUCUGUCGUUCGGCAGUUGUUCAAUUCUCCCUCGCGUGGCAAUUACAAACAUCUCCAGGUCUUUGAAUCUGGAGACGCGGCGGAUAGGGAUGCUUGGUUAAUGGCUGUGGAAUAUAUAAAACGAGCCGGUAAAGGCUGGGAAAUCGCUAGUGAGGGAGUCUUUGUACGAGAGGGUACCAAAUACGUCGAUGGAGAAAACGAGGAGGCCAGCGAGUUGGAUAAUACGGCUUUUCAGCGUUCCCUGAUUCGAUGGUCAUGGGCGGGGACGAGGAGGCUGCCGGUUUCGGCGUUUACUAUGUAUGAGCAGCCUUUUGGUCCGAUUAUUUGA